Schistosoma intercalatum is the source of this 1679-nucleotide messenger RNA. Lineage: Eukaryota; Metazoa; Platyhelminthes; Trematoda; Strigeidida; Schistosomatidae. The record is from the annotation of a GenBank genome assembly.
CUAUCCUUAUUACUGAAGACUGAAUACGCAAAUCUGAACUUGUGCGUUACAUCUGGUCUUGAGGCAUAAAAUCUCUUAUUUGAUGCAAUUUGGUUUUCCGACAGAUUUUACAUAAUCUGCCAUCAUUCCGUUGAAGGGCAAGCCAUAAUACUUGGGAAUUCAGAUUUGGUAGAAAUGAAUGGCGUGAAGGAUUUUCCACGAUCAAACCCAUCCAUUCGAUCAUACACUCUAGAGAAAUAUCAGAUGCUUCGUUUUGAAGUCACUUCACCAUCUGGUUUAACUUUAGUUUCUGGUGCUGCUGAAGUUUUUGGUACUGAACUCGUUUGUGGUUGGGAGUUACAGUUAUAUCCAGGUCAACGAGGAACAGUCGUUACGUUCCAUGGCUGCAAACUGAUUGUUCAAGACCAGGGAGUUGCUGCCUAUAUAAUCGCCUCAUCGGAAGAUCAAGAAAUUGUACACGUAUAUAUGAAUAUUCAUGCUAACCUAGAAGUUUCACGACAAAAAGCUGUAAAGGAGCAAAGUAGAGGGCCACGCGUAUUAGUAUGUGGUCAAGAAAGUGUUGGGAAGUCUACACUUUGUCGCACUUUGGCAAGUUAUGCGGCUCGUAGAAAACACAAACCAAUACUUGUAGAUGUUAACGUUGGACUCAAUCAGGUGUGUAUACCAACAACUAUUGCUGCAAUAAGUGUUACUAAACCAUAUGAUUUGAUGGAAGGGUGGAGUCUAGAGGAAGAUCCACUAGUAUUUUGUUUCGGUCACACUGAUCCUGCGAGUAACUUAAAUCUUUUUCGAGAACAAGUGAAUCGAUUAGCCGAACUUAUCAAUAUUCGUUCUGAGAAUGAUAUGAGUAUAUUCACUAGUGGUUGUAUAAUCAAUAUGAGUGGAUUUCGUAAAGAUGAUUCAGAUGGUGGGUCAAGUAAAGAAAAGGGUAUCCAAGCCAUACGAACGACUGCUGCAGCUUUCGAAGUUGACACAUUGUUGGUCAUAGAAGAUGGAUUUCUAGCUUCGUUCCUGCGUGAAGAUCUUCCUCCCGAGGUGACUAUAGUGAGAUUACCCAAAUCGUCAGGUGCUAUAACUAGAAGUCCAGAUCAGUGGACACGUCAGCGAGAUGCUCGAGUCUGCGCCUAUUUACAUGGCGAAAACCCCUUGAGACGUCUACAUCCACACCAAAUAACGCUUAAAUCUUCUGAGUAUUCAAUUUACAAAGUUGGAAGUGAGGCCAUUCCCGAUGCACUUCUCCCACAUGGAGCACAAGAAGAGGAGACAUGGCGUAAUCCCAUCCAGGUUUCAGUUAGUCGAGAUUUGAAGAAUCGUCUGUUGGCAGUUUCUCAAGCUUCAGAACCUUAUCAAGUUCCAGAAGCUCCUGUUUAUGGAUUUAUCGUAGUUGUUAAUGUUUCCGAGGACAAGUCCGCAUUCACCAUACUCAGCCCAAGUCCACAUCCUCCUCCAAAUAAUCUAUUUUUAUUAACCAGUAUUUGUUACGUUGAUCCUGAAUCACUGUAAUUUCGUAUGUAAAAAUUGACCAGUGGUCUUGUAAAUAUAUUUCUCUGUUGUACUGUUAAAGCAAACGUUUAUUGGAUUUUAUUAGAAUUAAAUAUCGAUAAACUGUUCCAUCACAGAUGAGAGCCUUACAUACGAAUGAUGUAAAUGGGUACAUAAUACAUCAAGCUGUUGAAAAA